Acanthamoeba castellanii str. Neff is the source of this 1188-nucleotide messenger RNA. RefSeq lists its product as uncharacterized. Lineage: Eukaryota; Discosea; Longamoebia; Acanthamoebidae. The transcript has 2 exons. The record is from RefSeq and is a predicted model, not a curated record. Bases 1 to 1188 code for a protein of 395 amino acids.
AUGCUCGCUGAUAGCCACACCGCUGAUCACGCGUACGAGGACGCCACCUCUUCAUCAUCUACACGCACUACCGCUCGCGAUCCUUACGAGCGCAUCUCCACCGCUGAUCGAUUGCGAACGAGUAGCGGCUCUGCUUCAUCUCCAUCUCCUUCAUCUUCAUCAUCUUCGCCCCACGUACCGCCCACCUUUCCUCGAAGUAGUAGCAGCAGCAGCCCCCCCGCAGCCGACGUCGCCGCCCCCACCACCGGGCCGACCACCAUCGGCGGCGAGGCCGCCAAGCCCAUGUCGUGGAAGACCAAGCUCUUCAUCGUGGCCGUGAUGCUCGCUCAGAUCUGGGACAUCCGGCGCACCGGCAACAAGAUCAAAGAGGCCAAGCAGAAGGAGGACGACGAGCGGCGCAGCAAGUUCAGCCCCAGCCCCACCGCCGCCGCCAACAAGCACGACUCAGCCGCCGCCGUCGUCGCCGAGCCCGAGGCCUCGGCGCCGCCGGCCAAGGCCGCCGCGUCAACGCCGUCAACGCCAGCGUCGUCUACAGUGCGAAAGGCCAACUCGCUGGAGCUGUGGGUGAGUCGGCAGAAGAAGCUGAACCGGAGCCGCCUGAUCCAGCGCAAGCUGGAGCGCGGGCUGAACAAGCACGAGCGCGACGCGGUGCUCAAGCUGUGCAUCCAGUCCAUGAUCGAGGCCCAGCAGGCCCGCGAGAUUCUCUCCGCCGACCAGCAGAACUUUGUCGACAUCGACAACGAGGCCGAGCAGGGCGUGGUCGGGACCGACCGCCGCGAGGUGUCGGUGCGCAAGGUGCUGGCCGAGCGGCUGGGCGCCGAGGUGCAGAUCCGGGACUACGUGGUGAUGAAGACCACGCUGCGGACCAACACGAGCGACACCAACGAAUGGAUCCAGGAGUCGCGACAGCUCCUACAGAGCCGCGCCGACCCCUCGCGCCGCGUGCAGAUGGACAUUCGAACGCGGAUCGUGGAGAUGAAGGACGCGCCGUCGACGAUGGACGCCGAGGAGGGGCUCAUCCUGGUCAAUAACGGGCGCGACCUGAUGCAGGAGCUGGUGCAGCUGGUCGCCCGCCCGCCCGACCACGAGAGCGACAGCCGCAUCGCCACCUACAUCGAGAAGGUCGACAUGUCCUUUGGUCCCUCCAUGUGUCUUGAGUUUGAGUUUGACCACGUGCGCAUCAGCUGA